Molecule: messenger RNA, 4082 nt
Organism: Ipomoea nil (Japanese morning glory)
Lineage: Eukaryota; Viridiplantae; Streptophyta; Magnoliopsida; Solanales; Convolvulaceae
Product: nodal modulator 1
Exons: 27
Coding region: 127-3732 (1201 amino acids)
Cellular component (GO): endoplasmic reticulum membrane
Molecular function (GO): carbohydrate binding
Source: RefSeq, a predicted model, not a curated record
AAUACGGAGUAUUAUACUCCGAAAUGAGCCAGGAGAGCUGAAAAGACCAACCCCGGCGGCUUUGCGCAUUAGAGCGCAAAGAUCUGUGAUUCACUAACACUGGCUUUGUUACUUCGCGCACGAACAAUGGCAGUAACGUGGCAUGCUCGUCUCUCUGCGACCCUUCUACUGUUUCUAUGUGCAUCAACACGCACCACUGCAGAUGUAAUUCAAGGUUGCGGCGGAUUUGUUGAGGCGAGUCGCGCACUGAUCAAGUCGAGGAAGCCGACUGAUUCGAAACUGGACUAUUCUCAUAUCUCGGUUGAGCUUAGGACAUUGGAUGGGUUGGUGAAGGAUAGAACACAAUGUGCUCCAAAUGGUUAUUACUUUAUUCCAGUAUACGACAAGGGUUCUUUUAUUGUCAAAGUGAAGGGACCAGAAGGAUGGUCGUGGGACCCAGAACAAGUUCAUGUUUCUGUUGAUAAUACUGGUUGCAAUGCCAAUGAAGAUGUUAAUUUUCAGUUCACAGGGUUUACUGUGUCUGGAAGAGUCGUGGGAGCUGUGGGUGGGGAGAGUUGUACUCAAAAAAAUGAAGGUCCACCUAAUGUGAAAGUUGAGCUUUUGUCUCCUACAGAUGAUGUGGUUUCUUCUGUAUUAACAACUUCAUCUGGAACAUAUUCCUUCACAAAUGUUGUUCCUGGGAAGUACACAUUACGUGCAUCCCGCCGUGACUUGAAUAUUCAAGUUAGAGGUUCAGCUGAGGUUGAAUUGGGUUUUGAAAAUGGUGUAGUGGAUGACUUUUUCUUUGUCCCUGGCUAUGAUAUUCGUGGAUCUGUUGUAGCUCAGGGAAAUCCUAUUUUGGGAGUUCAUAUUUAUUUACAUUCUGAUGAUGUCUCAAUGGUUGAUUGCCUUGAAGACCUUGGUAAUAUGCCUGGUGACCGUUCUGACGGAGCAGCUCUGUGUCAUGCUGUGACAGAUGCUGAUGGAAUUUUUACAUUUAAAUCAGUUCCUUGUGGGCUUUACAAGCUUAUACCCUUCUACAAGGGUGAAAACACCAUUUUUGAUGUUUCACCAUCUUCUGCAUCAGUCAUUGUAAAGCAUGAUCACACAACAGUCCCCCAAAAGUUUCAGGUUACUGGAUUUUCUGUUGGUGGCCGUGUAGUUGAUGGUAAUGGUGAGGGAGUGGAUGGUGUUAAAAUUAUAGUUGAUGGUCAGGAAAGAUCCAUAACUGACAAAGAAGGAUAUUACAAGCUUGACCAGGUCACAUCGAAACGUUACAAUGUGGAGGCAAAGAAGGAACAUUAUAGAUUUAAUAGACUGAAUGACUUUUUGGUUUUGCCAAAUAUGGCUUCGAUUGCUGAGAUCAAGGCUUUGUCAUAUGAUGUAUGUGGAAAUGUCCAGACUGUUAAUAGCGACUAUAUGGCCAAGGUAACACUCACUCAUGGACCAGAAAACAUGAAGCCUCAAGUGAAAAAGACAGAUCAGAGUGGCAAUUUUUGUUUCGAGGUUCCACCUGGUGAAUACCGUUUAUCUGCUAUUGCAGCAAAUCCUGAGAAUGCUCCGGACCUUCUGUUUUUUCCUCCUUAUGUUGAUGUUUCAGUCAGAAAUCCUUUAUUAGACAUUGUAUUUAAUCAGGUUCAAGUCAAUAUAGUUGGCUCUGUCGUAUGCAAAGAGAAGUGUGGUUCUUCUGUUUCUCUUACUCUUGUGCGCCUGGAUGGUAAACACAAGGGUGAGAGGAAGAUAAUUUAUUUGACAAAUGAGAGCAACGAAUUCCUAUUCUCAAAUGUCCUUCCUGGUAAAUAUAGGGUUGAGGUAAAGAACAACUCCCCAGGAACGCUAUCAGGAGAAGAUAGAUGGUGUUGGGAUGAAAGCUUUAUCAAUGUCAAUGUUGGAACUGAAGAUGUUAAAGGACUAUCAUUUGUUCAGAAAGGGUACUGGGUUAAUAUAAUUUCGAGCCAUGAGGUAGAUGCUUUCCUCACGCAACAAGAUGGCUCUCUUGUGGACUUAAAAAUAAAGAAGGGAUCUCAGCGCCUAUGUGUGGAAUCUCCUGGAGUGCAUGAACUGAACUUUCGUAAGUCAUGUAUUUCCUUUGGGAGUUCCUCUUUGAGGAUUGAUACUUCUGAUCCAUCGCCUAUCUCUUUGAAAGGAGAGAAAUAUCUUCUCAAAGGUCAAAUCCAUGUAGACCCAAAUUCACUUGGUGGUUCAGAAAAUUUGCCUCAGAAUAUACAAGUUGAUAUUUUAGACACAGCAAAUUCUGUUGUUGGUGGUAUUACUGCAAGCCCUGUCCAUAGUGAAUUUGAUCAAUCCGCUACUGCAGUUUAUGAAUAUUCAACAUGGGCAACACCCGGAGAUAAAUUUAUAUUUGUUCCUCGAGACUCUCGGGAUGAUGGGGGAAAAAAGAUACUGUUCUAUCCUAGGCAGCAGCAUGUCUCUUUGACGCAAGAUGAUUGCCCUCCAAUCAUUUCUCCAUUCUAUGGUCGCAUAGGAUUAUAUAUUGAAGGAUCUGUAUCACCCCCUCUCUCUGAUAUUAACAUCAAAAUCAUUUCUGCGGGGGAAAGCCGCAGUGCUCCUCUUAAGCAUGGUGAUGUAGUAGUUGAAACUACUACUGGGGCAGAUGGCCUUUAUGUUGCAGGACCUUUAUAUGAUGAUAGUAAUUACAGUGUAGAGGCUUCAAAGUCUGGUUAUCAUGUAAAGCCUCUAGGACCUCAUUCCUUUUCUUGUCAGAAGCUUAGUCAAAUAUUUGUGCGCAUAUAUUCAAAGGAUGAUGCAAGAGAGCCUUUUCCUUCAGCACUCUUAUCACUGAGUGGUGAAGAUGGUUAUAGGAACAACUCGGUAACUGGUGGUGGUGGAACUUUUAUUUUUGACAAUUUAUUUCCAGGGAGUUUUUAUCUCCGACCUCUGCUUAAGGAAUAUGCUUUCUCACCUCCAGCACAGGCAAUCGAACUUGGUUCUGGUGAAUCCAGAGAGAUAGUCUUUCAUGCCACUCGAGUUGCAUACAGUGCCAUGGGAGUUGUUGCUCUCUUGUCUGGUCAGCCAAAAGAAGGUGUUUCGAUAGAAGCUCGAGCAGAUUCAGAAGGCUUUUAUGAGGAGACAGUAACUGAUUCAUCAGGAAAUUAUCGCUUGAGGGGGCUACUGCCCGAUACUACUUAUGUAAUCAGAGUUUCAAGGAAGGUUGAAUAUGGUAGCCAUCAUAUUGAGCGUGCAUCUCCAGAGUACAUGACCAUUAAGGUUGGAUCUGAGGAUUAUAGGGGGUUAGAUUUUGUUGUUUUUGAAGAGCCAGAAAUGACCAUCUUAAGCUGUCAUGUUGAGGGGCAGAGAAUGAAAGAACUUCACUCACAUAUCCAGGUGGAAGUGAAGUCCGCUACUGACCCACUGAAGAUUGAAUCUGUAUUCCCGCUGCCUCUUUCGAACUUUUUCCAGGUGAAGGACUUACCAAAAGGUAAGCACCUUCUACAACUUCGAUCUGCUAUGCUAUCUGGCACCCAUAGAUUUGAAUCAGAAGUUAUUGAGGUUGACUUGGAGAAACAUACCCAAAUUCAUGUGGGCCCACUCAGAUACAAGAUUGAAGAGGAUCACCAGAAACAGGAAUUGACUCCAGUUCCAGUAUAUCCUCUCAUUGCUGGAGUCUCAGUUAUUAUACUUUUUAUCAGCAUGCCAAGAUUGAAGGAUUUAUAUCAAGCUAUUGAAGGAUCAGGAUCAGCUAGCCUAAGAAAAGAUGCCAAAAAACCCUCCACAAGGAAAAAGACAUACUGAAACUUGAGGUGUGUCUGUCUUCCAUUUUGUAGGAGCUUGAAGGUUUGAUUAGUGGUAUGUGUAAUUCCAGAUGCAUCACAUCAUGACAUCAGUUUGGUGAAAGUAUAAAUUUGAUAGAUAACAGAAUACGCAUCAUUGCAUCAAAUUUUCCAAAGCUGCGCCAUAAGCCUGUCAGAACAGUAGCUGAUAGAUUAUUAAUUUCAAAUUUUGACGUCCUUGUACUCUCAUCGUUGUAGCUAGGCAACACUAACAGGAAUAUGGAUGAUAAAACCAAUCUAUUUAUUGAGAUCCCUUUUGUAGGGUGUCAGGUUUUUGGACUACUUAUUUCAUGAUUAGAAGCUUCUUGUGCG